This is a messenger RNA of Oppia nitens, 2965 nucleotides long. RefSeq names its product exosome component 10-like. Gene Ontology annotation, molecular function: 3'-5'-RNA exonuclease activity; nucleotide binding; nucleic acid binding. The record is from RefSeq and is a predicted model, not a curated record. Gene Ontology annotation, cellular component: nuclear exosome (RNase complex); nucleolus. NCBI's taxonomy places the organism in Eukaryota, Metazoa, Arthropoda, Arachnida, Sarcoptiformes, Oppiidae. The transcript is spliced from 14 exons. Gene Ontology annotation, biological process: histone mRNA catabolic process; nuclear polyadenylation-dependent antisense transcript catabolic process; nuclear polyadenylation-dependent snoRNA catabolic process. The coding region runs from base 221 to 2950 and encodes 909 amino acids.
CUUUAGUAAUAAUUAGUAAAUACAGUCAACUUUACACACAAAACAACACAAACACACAAAACACGUGACACUCGAUUGUAUUCAUAUAUAACAUUACAUAUCAUAUACAGUGUGUGUUAUAAAAAUAAAAUGUUUUUUUAAAAAUAAAUCGCGUGUUUUGUUGACACCACACACACGUGCGCUGAUAUUACACGUACACACAGAUAUAGACAGUGUGGACAUGGAUGUGAUGAACAGUAGUCGACAACAAUCAAGCAGUAGUAGCGGCGGCGGCGGCGGCGGCGGCGGCGGCGGCGGCGGUAAUGGUAGCGGUAAUAGUGACCAUCAAAACAGCACUGAAGAGGAGAUAAUGGACAUCAACUUGUUUUGUCAGAGUCUUCAGGCGAAAGCUCUUCGGGCGACCAAAUCAUCGAUGUCUAUAAAACCAUCGGAUGUUAGCUGUUUUAGUGGAUCAAGUGAUCGAUUUCUGCAGAUUAUUAGACACGAAAACAAUGAAUGUAUAGAUAUGUUAUCAUCGCUUAUACAAAAUGAACUGAAAGGCGGCAAACGUAUCGAUCGGAUCCAAUCGGAUGACGACAAAAGCGAUCUAAUCGGUGAUCUCAAUGACAAUAUCUUUGAUAAAAUUGGUAACUAUUUGGAUGAGGCGUCCGGUAUUAAACAAAAAGAAGCGGAUCUAGUCUUAGCCACUAUUGGUUCAGAUAAGCGUCUAUCGGUUACUACCACUAGUUCAUCGUGGAAUCGCCGAAAGAUAAUACACGCCAACCAUAACAACAACAACAAUAGAGGCAAAGAUAAUAGCAAUUUGAAGCUAUUGUCCGCUAAAUUGGUUGAGAGAUCGCAAUUGAAAUUCAAGGAUAAAAUCGAUAAUACAAACCAUGCGUUCGUACCGAUCAUUAAAGACAAACCAAAUUCAUUGAAACCGUUGGCCAUACUGUUGGAGAAGACAGAGUCGGACUUCGAUACGUAUUCACAUCCGUAUGAGUUCGAGAUCGAUAUGUUUCGGCCGAACGAUCGCUUUCUGGAUAUCGAAGUACCAGAGUUCCCGAAACCGAUCACUGAAACGGAAUUCAAAUUCAUUAGAAAAUCUGAUGAUUUGAUGGAAAUGUGCAAUCAGUUGAAGACUUGCGAUAUUAUUGCCGUCGAUCUAGAACAUCACUCGUAUCGUACAUUUCAAGGGUUUACAUGUUUGAUACAGAUAUCGACAAAAACCAAUGAUUUUAUAGUAGACGCUCUGGAACUGCGCUCAGAGAUACAUGUGCUCAACGAAGUGUUUACCUGUCCAUCGAUAUUGAAAGUAUUUCACGGCGCCGACAUGGAUGUCCAAUGGCUUCAACGUGAUUUCGGUGUCUAUGUGGUCAACCUAUUCGAUACCUAUCAGGCCUCCAAACUGCUAGACUUUCCCCACUUGUCUCUAUCGUAUUUGUUGAAAAAGUAUUGCAAUAUCGAUGCCAACAAACAGUUUCAAUUGGCCGACUGGCGUAUACGGCCGCUAACCCCGGAUAUGUUACGCUAUGCUCGCGAAGAUACACAUUCAUUGAUAUUCAUCUAUAUUCAGAUGAAAAACGAAUUGAUUGCCAAAGGAAAUGCCGAAAAAAACCUAUUGAGGGCUGUGUUUGAUAGAAGUAAAUCAGUUUGUCUUAAGAAAUAUGAGAAGCCAUUGUAUACGCCAGAUAGCUAUAGACUAUUGUUAAAGAAAUCAAAUGUCAAUUUUAAUUCAAGACAAUUGUUUGCAUUGAAAGAGUUGUACGCCUGGAGAGACCGUAUGGCACGCAAUGAUGACGAAAGUAUUGGUUAUGUAUUACCAAAUCAUAUGCUUCUACAUAUUGCCGAAGUAUUGCCCCGUGAACAACAGGGAAUACUAGCCUCUUGUAAUCCCAUUCCUCCGUUAGUCAAACAACAACUCAAUGAAAUACAUUUAAUUAUAUUGAAGGCCAGAGAUAGGCCAUUGAAUAAUAAUAAUAAUGAAAAUAACGAUAAUAAUAAUAAUAAUAGAUUUGAUGAUAAAUCUAAUAAUAGAUAUUCAACUAUAAAAAAUUUGUUUAGUAGAAAAUAUAUCGAUUUAGAUGAUCAACAGUUUGAUUGCAAAUACGAUAGAUUUGCUGCCGAUUCCUAUUUGAAUACUAAUCCAUUGAUUGACGACCAAAAUGAAAUACAUUACGAAUUGAUAGCAGAUAUUGAUAAGAAAAUUGAUAACAAAUUAGUUGUCAAUAAUAAUAAUAAUACUAAUAAUAGUUUGUCACCGUUUGUUGACUUUUUUACCCGCGAUUUAUUACCGAUAAAAAAAUCUAUGGACAACAACAACGGCAACAAUACGCCAACAAUUCAUAAGACUAUUUGUUCAUCAUUUAUAUCGCUAUUUGACAGAUAUCAAUUAACUAUAAAAAGACGACAAAAUAGUAUCAAAAAACAAGAUAUUGAAGACAUUAAAGAUAAGACAAUAAAAAAUGAUAAAAAUAUAAAUAGAAUAUAUUCGCAUUAUUUGGGAUUAACUUCUUCUUCUAGUUCGUCGAAAUCAUCGAAAAACACUUCAAAAGUAUCACAACAACAACAAGUGAUUAAAGAUGAAGAGGAAGAACAAGAAGAAGGAGAGAUCGAUGACAUGAAAGACAAUGUUGUUGUAAAUCCCGAAACAACGAAUGAGACUAUUGGUGAUAAUUAUCGAAAAUCGAAAAAACCGAAGACAUCGUCGUCGUCGUCGCCGUCCUCGUCGUCUAUGUCGAUGAAUAAGAAAACGAUCGAACCGUUCAACUAUGAAGCCUAUGAUUAUUCGACAUUUUCGGCCCCCAGAACAUCGGGAAACAAUUCGGGAAAAUCUGGAAAUAAAUCGAAAAGAAGACAACAAUCGUUUAAAAAUAAUAAUAAUAAGAAAACUUUUCAAAAAAAUUCAAAUCAAUCGAAAAGCUAUUCAUUUAAUCCAAACAACAAUAGCAACAAAAAACAAAGAUUUUAAAUUAACUAUAGGAAG